This is a messenger RNA of Phaedon cochleariae (mustard beetle), 2324 nucleotides long. NCBI's taxonomy places the organism in Eukaryota, Metazoa, Arthropoda, Insecta, Coleoptera, Chrysomelidae. The record is from the annotation of a GenBank genome assembly.
AGACCCCUGUAAACUCUAGAUAUGUCAGUGUCAUUAUGUGCAAAAACCAUGCGUCAAAAAGUUGAACUCAUUUUACUUCUCCUAUACAACCUAACUUCAGCCAACAAAUCAUCAACUUGCGGUGAACAACCCCUCAACUAUACAAAUGGCAUGAUAAAAUUCUCUUCUGGUCCAGAAGAAACCAUCCGAUGCAAUUGGUCGAUAGCUGUUCCAGAGAAAACCAUCACCUCAAUAAGCGUCAUCAAGAGUACCGUAGAAAAACAGAGCAAAUUGUCCUCGUUAUGCUUGACCAUCAAAGGCUCUUUGAAACGGUACUUGCAAACCUGCAACCUGAAACUCAUCAAAUCCACUAGGUUGUCGGUCAAAGAAGAGAUCAAGGUGAACAUCUCAAGUGCCAGAAGUCGCUCUGAUUUAUGGCUGACGUUUGCUUCCAGAAAUGGGACAGAAUGUCCGAACAGCGAAUUCCAGUGCCUGGACAAGAGCCACUGCUACAACACAUCCGAUAUUCACAGCAAAUACAUUAUUUGCAACGACCAUUCAGACAAGCUGGCAACUGGGAAAUGUGACGGCUUUUCCACACCUUGCGACUACGAUUCCGGAAUAUGUUUCAACAUCACGCAAAGAUGCGAUGGCAUUGUGAAUUGCCCAAGGGGUGAAGACGAGCUCAAUUGUACCAGUAUCUGCCCAAACCUGAUCAAAUGUCCAGGAGAAGACAAAUGCAUCCAGAAAUCUAAUAUCUGCGACAGAAACGUAGACUGUUCCGACCAUUUCGAUGAGAAGAGCUGCCGAUACGAAUCCAGCAACUCCAAAAUACUCAUCGUCACCACAGUCUUCAUUGUCUGCAGCUUAUUCUGCAUCAUCUUCGUGUGCUUGGUGUUUCGAUGGGUGAUCACCAAGAGAGACAUCAACAGGUUCCUGGAUAACCUCCCGGAAAUUCCUCUGGCUCCUUUCCAAGGACCUGGUGAAGAUGAUUCUGACAGUGCAAGCAGCGAUCCUUUUGAGGCGGAGUUCCGACAAGGCGGUGAAAUCUACGAGUGUUACAUGCAGUCUUUGAAAAAGAAGAGCCACUCUUCGAAAGCUGUUCAAGUGGGUGACAUUUACCCCAAAUUCUCCCACCUAGAAAUGGAUGUUGAGAACGAGUGCAUCGUUUUAGCUUCUUUGAAUGUCCCCAGGGAUAUGUGCGUUGGAUUAACCAUAUCUGAGUCUUCGAUAGAGUCGAUAAAGACCUUGAAAUCCAUUCGGGGAAAGAACGAGAAUGAUUCCGGUUCAUCGGUGUCUGAUUAUGAUACAGGCAAGCCAACUGCUCCUUUGAAUUCUGGUGAAAUUGAACCUUGUUCGGUUCGAUCAAGAUCUAGUCCCAGGGUGAAAUUCGCUUUGAUACUGGAUGCUAACUCAGAUACAAAAGCAGCAUCGGCUGUCUUAGAAAACAAUAGGUAUCCAAAGUUGAGAGCUCCUAUUUUUGAAGAAUUUGUUAAGCCGAAAGUCAGCUUGGCAGGAGGGGACUUUUUCAUAUUGAAGAAAGCCAAUUCCAUAACGGAAUCUGAAGCUUCAUGUAACCUUGAUUGCAAGUCCUAUCUGGAGAAUAUUCCAGAACGAAAUGAAGCAGUGAAACAAUUUUUGCAGAAAAAUCGGUCUGCUCCUUUACCUUGCAGUGUCAACUAUAUGACUAGGGUGGCACCUUCAAAGUCUCUUGGUAACAUUCCAAAAUUGACUGAAAGGGACAUUUCUUGUCAAAUGGCGAGGAUUUAUUCGGGUUCUGAUAGAAGUAGUCAGUGGACAGACAUUGAAGAAUGUGAUGAUACUCACCAUGGUAGUGAGUUAACUAGGAAAAUAACGGUCAAAACAGGGGUUGAAAACCUGAAGAAGAAGAAUGAAAUGGCUAAACGUAUUUGUAAGAAAAAAAUUGGGUAUUCAGUUAGAAUGUAAUAAUAAUUACAGUAUGUGCAUUUGAUUUGUUUAUAUACAGCGUGUCUCGUGUUGAGUGUAUAACCACCAUCGUAUUUCGGGUAGUAGAUGGAACGUUUUUAAUUUUUUUUCCCCAAAAUAAACUACUCGCAAGAUGACCUGGAUGUCAUGAAACAAAAAAGAGAAUUCUAUCAGUUUUCAAAGCAGCAUAAUGCCUAUUAUAGUUUCCUGAUUUUGGUGACGUAAUUUUGAUAUUUUAAUAAGAUUUGAAUCGUUCAUUCUACUCCAAAAUAGCGAGGCACUAGCCUCCCUAAAGGCCACACCCCCUACGUACCAUUUAAAUAUUUAUAUUCAAUUGUGGAAUCGUAUUGUUUUUAUUAUUCAUAAUACAAUUCAAUGACAAGUGAUAUGCACUGAAC